AUGUUGCAGUGGUCUAAUUUAUUCUCUGAGCUUAAAGGAAGCAAAGCUAUCUACAAUAACUUCUCCCUCAGAUUCAAACUUCACUCUAAAAAUGAGAAUGCCUUAAUUAUCGAUAUUCAAGUUUUAAACAAUAUUCCUUCCAAUGAAAUUAUCUCUGCACUUGCAGCUAAACUAGAAGAAGACCUUAUUGUAGCAAAAUUUCAUUUCUCAAGAGGGAAACAUGCUUUUUUAGAAGUGAUCUUACAGAAUAAACACAAGCUUCAACUUUACCUUACUGAAGGAAUCUCACUUUUCAAACAAACCCUAUUUAGAUACAUCCCAAUAAACUUAAAACAUAUCUUUCUAUCAGUCAAAAUUAGAAAUAUACCAAUAGAAAUCCUUUCACAAACUACUGAAAAAAAAGAAACCAAAGACAAAGUUAUGAAAACUCUAGAAGGAGUAGAUAAUACUCCAAACCGAGAUCAUAAUAAAGAAAAUGAUAUAAAAGAUAUUUCCUAUACAACUGUAACAUCAAAAAAAUGUAAGAAAUCUGACAAAAACAAGAAAACAUCUACCGCAAUAGAACAUGAAAAAAAAGACUCUGCAAAGA
This is a messenger RNA of Scutellospora calospora, 589 nucleotides long. NCBI's taxonomy places the organism in Eukaryota, Fungi, Glomeromycota, Glomeromycetes, Diversisporales, Gigasporaceae. The record is from the annotation of a GenBank genome assembly.